This is a messenger RNA of Prunus armeniaca (apricot), 528 nucleotides long. The record is from the annotation of a GenBank genome assembly. Lineage: Eukaryota; Viridiplantae; Streptophyta; Magnoliopsida; Rosales; Rosaceae.
AUGGAAGAUGUGUGGAAAGACAUAAGCCUUGCUUCUUUUUCUCAUGCUAAUGACCACCACGGUCACCGCCCUCCGGCUGCUGCUGCUUUUCGUGGCAUGAUUUUUCAAGAUUUCUUCGCUACUUGUGCUUCUUCCAACAAAGACAAGGGCCGACCACCACCUCAACCAACAAUUGCAGCACCAGCCACUGUUCUUAGCUUGAAUUCCGAUAUUCAACUCCUUCCUGAAAGCACUACUAGUACCCCUCCUGCUCCUCUAUUGAAGCACCCAGUUAACCCACAACUUUUGCAAACUAGUCAUGCCGCUACGCCUUCCUUUCAUUUUCUCAACUCUUCCAGCUGCUCCGAUGCUUUAGAUUCCUCUUCACUCUUUCAUGUGCCUUCUUACUACAACAAAAGGAAAAGGCCCAUAGAUCAUCAUCAUCAUCAAAGUAAUGAUCAGAAUUCCAGAGACCGCCGGCAUAAGCGCAUGAUCAAGAAUAGAGAGUCAGCUGCUCGCUCCAGAGCCCGAAAGCAGGAACCUUUCUAA